This is a messenger RNA of Manis javanica (Malayan pangolin), 2859 nucleotides long. The record is from RefSeq and is a predicted model, not a curated record. Lineage: Eukaryota; Metazoa; Chordata; Mammalia; Pholidota; Manidae.
CAAAGGCAUUAAGGAGACUUUCUUAACUCUCCUACCUGCAUCGGAGUCUCCACAUACCACAUACCAGGUUGUGUGGUAGCAAGACUAUUGGCCUAAGAAGGGUCAGCCCAGACCCCCUGUGAAGAAGGCAACUGAGAUAAAGGGAGAAGAUGAGUUGAAGAGUAGAAGAGAUGGAGUCCUCAGGGAUCCAGAGCCCCUUGGCAAAGAAGUCUCAAGGAGCCAUUGUAUGAGGCUGUGAUGUCAGAGCUGACAUCACAGAGGCGACCUGACAGAGUGACUUCUGACCAGAAGGCUUCAGGGGUGGUUAUUAGCAAGAUGAGGGCAGUGUGGAGCCCUGUAUAAGAGGAAGGACAGGGCUACAGCUGAUUGGUAUGUAUUCCUCAGACUGGGCCCUUUUUCCUGACUUUGCCUCUUUACUCAGCAACUAGAGACCUCUUUCCCAGGGCCUCAGGUUUCCCUCCCCUGAUCCUGAUAUCUCUCAAAUCCAUAGUCUUCCAAAGCAUCCUAUCCCAAAGGCCUCACAGCCCCUUCCAUGUGGACACUCCAGCUUCCCCACCCCAAGAUGCCAGGCCCUUUUCCCAAUCACAUUUCCUACUCUCAUCACUGCCCAAAAGGUGAUCUUUGUCUCCCAUCCCCAUCCCUCAGCUGUGUCCCCACAGACCUGGGCCUCCUGCUGCCCGCCAUGGCCAAACGCAGAGAGGCACUGCCGCAGGGCAGCCCAGCACCAGGCCAGGAUCCUCAGCUCAUCAAGGUGAUAGUGAAGACACCCAAGGACAAGGAGGAUUUCUCAGUUAUAGACACUUGCACCAUCCAGCAGCUGAAGGAGGAGAUAUCCCAGCACUUUAAGGCCCACCCUGAUCAGCUGGUCCUAAUCUUUGCUGGCAAAAUCCUCAAGGACUCUGACUCAUUAGCACAGUGUGGAGUGCGAGAUGGCCUCGCUGUACACCUAGUUAUCAAGAUGCCACGCCACACCCUGGGCACUGAGUGCCCCGCUGCUUCAGUCCCCACCCCAGCCCUAAGCCCUGGGCUGCUCCCUCAGCCGGGCUCCAUUUACUCAGCAGAGAGACCACCCACCUUUAGCUUGGGUGUUCUCACGGGCCUCCGUGGGCUAAGACUGACCUCUGGUAGUUUCCCCAACCAGCCCAGCUCACUCAUGUCUCAGCACGUAUCUGUGCCUGAGUUAGUGGCUCAGAUCAUUGAUGACAUCUUCACCCAGGGUCUGCUAUCUAACACAGGCCUUGUGUACCAGCUGAUUCUCAACAACCCCCACAUGCAGCAGCUGAUCCAGCACAACCCUGAUAUUGGGCAUAUUCUCAACAACCCUGAAAUCAUGCGGCAGACGCUGGAGUUUCUACGCAAUCCAGCUGUGAUGCAAGAGAUGAUGCGUAGCCAGGACCGGGCGCUCAGUAAUCUGGAGAGCAUCCCCGGUGGCUACAAUGUGCUUUGUACCAUGUACACAGAUAUCAUGGACCCAAUGCUUAAUGCUGUACAGGAGCAGUUUGGUGGCAAUCCCUUUGCUAAUGCCACUACCGUUAAUGCCACCAGAGAAAGCUGUCAACCUUCAAGGAUGGAGAAUUGUGACCCUCUCCCUAACCCUUGGGCUUCCACCUAUGGAGGCUUGGGUGGCAGACGAGGCAGGGGGCCUGGAGAUGAGGCAGUAUCCGAAAUUAGAAAUAGGGUCUCCAACAUUCUGGGUAACAUAGGGCUCUAUGACUAUCUCCAGCAGUUCCAUGAGACCUCUCAGUCCCUGGGAACCUACCUGCAGGGGUCUGCAUCCACCCUCAGCCCCAGCCAAGAACCACCACCACCACGAAACCGAGCUCCCCCAGCUCCACUCUCAUCCCAGGAACCUAAGGAAGGUCAGCCUCUCCCCAGGGAGUCAAUAACAAUCAAAGGACAGUCAUCCUCUCCAGCCUUCUUGAGAUACUCCACAGAGAGCAGUACUGGACAGGACAGAGGCCAAGAUAGUGCAGGGAAUGGCUCCGACGGCCACAACGCCAAAAUGCCUGAUCUCAUCUCAGGGCAGGGGAGCCCUGCCCACAGGGGUCCAUCUGUUCCUUCCCUACCUUCCACCAUGGCAGCUUCUCCUGGGAUCCCUGAGCAUGCCCUGCUGCCACCGCCAGCUUAUCCAAGAUCUCUGAGGCCAGCCAGCCUGAAUCCUGUCCCACAGCCGCAGGAUGAAAUGCGCUGCCAGCUGCCACUGAUGCUGCACCUUCAGGCGGCCACAGCCAGUCCUCGGGCCGUGCACGCCCUGCUGCAGAUUGAGCAGGGUCUGCAGACCCUGGCUGCUGAAGCACCUCGCCUCCUACUCUGGCUCAUGCCUUGCCUAGCAGGGCUGGGAAGUACAGGAGGUACUGAGCCGAGAGAGGGCACCGUUAUGCCUGAGGAUCCCCCCCAGGCCCCAGCCCCUGAGGUUCCCACAGCACAGAGCUCUCUGGGGCUGGGCCUCCACUCUACCCUCCUCCUCCAGAUGUUGCAAGCCCUGGCUGCAGCCGAUUCCCAGCAGCUGCAGCCCGAAGCUCACUUCUGGGUACAGCUGGAGCAGCUGCGGGCAAUGGGCUUUCUGAAUCCUGAAGCCAACCUCCAGGCUCUCAUUGCCACCGGGGGUGACAUGGAUGCUGCUGUGGAGAAGCUGAGGCAGUCGUAGGAGCCCUAGGUGUUCAGACCACAUCUUGUCUCUGUGCCCUUUCCCCACAGCCACGACCCUAAUGUCCCCAUUCUUGAAUGCAGUUGCACUAUGAACCAAAUUCACUAUGAUGCCCUUUACUGCAUAAACAAUGUUGGUGCAGUCAGUGAGGAAGAAUGAGAGCCAGCAACAGGGUGGGGGUGCUGUGUGAUCCAAAUACCUCUGCCACUGUG